AUGAUGAUCGCGGGUGUAUCUACCGCACUUGCCAAGAAGCACCGUGCCGCGGUUGGUGAGCAUGCACUCUAUCCAAAAGUCACGACGCUGGAGGUCUCUGGUGAUAUCUUGCACGCUGAGAAGGUGAAGCUCUGCCCGCACCGAGGAAACCUGGGCCAUGAGGGACGAGUAGCAUGCCCCUCCCAGCCGCGAGCUGCUGGGGUUUGGCGUGGAUCUGUGGAGGCUCAGACCCCCGCAGCAGCAGCUGCCAAAGUUGUGCUGCUGCUGCCGGGCCGCGUGGCACUGGAUGCCUGUGGUUCGCUGGCAGACACUGCCCUGUCGUGCUCCUCCCUGCACUUUCUGCCCUCAACGCUCCUGGAGGACGAUGUGCGACAUCGCCGCGCGGUGGCCGCACAGGAGCUCGGUACAGCUGCGGGUGACGAUGUCGCUUGCGGCUGUUGUGAUCGUUCAAACCUGCUUCCAAUGAACCGCCGUGACGUGAAAGUCUUCGUCUUGGCAGGGCAGCUGGGUCAGGUCCUCUCACAUCACGCUGAGCUCUUCCUCCUGGCACGAGGGCAAGGCCACUUCGAGGCCCUACUUUGCUUGGUGCCGCUGGCACACUCCAAUCGCGCCGCGCGCUUUGCCGUUGCGCGGGAGACGCCCCUGGGAGUCUUGAGAGAGGUUUGGCAGGAAACGGCAAUGGUGGAACUACCCAGGCUCUUCCAGCUCUCCGUGCGACAUGGUGGCACAGGACUGGCGCUGCCGGGCAAGGAGGCUUUCUUAGUGCAGGAGGACGACGAGCUCUUGGUGAUCAACGCCUGGCACCGUGAGGAGGCAGACUCCGAAAGCCAGGAUCUGCCAAAGGAUUCUUUGACAUUGGAGCAAUUGCUAUGGGUGGAAACCAUCCGUGCGCUGGCUGAUACUACUCCCUGUGCAGAGGUACCUGUGCCAGCCCUACGCCUGAAGCUGUCGGAUGAAGGAGUGGCCUCAGCUGAGGAUCUACUGGAUGGGCCAGAAAAUGGUGGGGGCGUUCCUCCAGAGGAAGCGCCACGCCUUGCUUCAUUGGCUUUCCUUCGGCAGUAUGCUACCCGAACCGUGCUGCAAGAGGAGUUGCUGCCGCGGCUAUUGCCCAGUGGGGCCGGCACCUUUCGCGUCUUCAGUGCUGAGCUUGUCACCCAUGAAGGCGGAUCUCCUCUCAAAUCGUUGCGGCCGCCAAAACCGCGAAGUCUGGACGAUCUCUUCAGCGAUGCUCCAGACUUUCGCAAGCCCUCAUACUUUGCCUGCGGCGUAGACGACGAGAAUUUUCCGGAAGGCAAAGAAGAAGAUCCUCUGAUGAGGUAUGACCUGACCUCCGUGGUUCUCCUUUGCGAAGUCUCCGGAUUCGUGCUGGGCUUCCACUGCCUUCAGGCCCACGAUCCUUGCUCGGUCUGA
Molecule: messenger RNA, 1410 nt
Organism: Symbiodinium pilosum
Lineage: Eukaryota; Dinophyceae; Suessiales; Symbiodiniaceae
Source: the annotation of a GenBank genome assembly